CGGUGGUUGGUCAGUUGACGAGCAGAGGCGGUCGAGUUAAGUUCGACGCGAUCGUCGAGAGUUCCAUCCGUCCGAGUACCGGAAAAACGAGAGCACCACCGUUGACGGGAAAGGAGUUGACAACGAAGGAGGAACGUUCCUCGAGUGCGUUCUGGAGCGCGAUAUACACGAGCGCACGAUGAGUUGCCGACGUUCAGGGUCAUCGUGGCCACACGUUGCUUGAAAAAAGAUAUCGAGGACGGACUCGUGAUCAAGCUGGAACACUAGGCCCCCACGCGGGAGGUCUGUCCUAGGGGAGCAGGAUGAUAGAUCCCAGUUCGUCGGAAGAGAGCGACGAAGAGAAGAAGGACGCGAAGGAUGUCGGAGGCGGUGGAGCCGGUGGAGGAGCCCGCGGUGGGAGCGGUAGCUCGUACGGGACUCGUCGUCAGAUCGGUCCAGGUGGAGGCCUCGGGGGCGCGAGCGGUCCCGCGUCGGGGAGCGUCAGCUCCCUGGCCUCGGGACUGACCGCGUCGCCUGGAGGAUCGAGUCACGGCCCCAUCGGGACUCCUCGCGCCGGUACCGCUGGCCAGGAUGGCUCGGGCCACGACUCCAAUCUCUCCGCGGCGAGGAACUCGUUGUCGCCGUCGAUGUCUGCCGCGCAGGACGCGGCCAACUACUCUCAGAGGCCCAACAGUCCCUCGCCAUCGGUCGCCAGCGAGAAAACCGACGCGGAUCCGCAGGACAAACAGGAGCGCGAAGAGGAAGAGAGGAAAACUAGGAUACAGUUGUACGUGUUCGUAUCGCGAUGCAUCGCGUAUCCGUUCAACGCCAAGCAACCGUUGGAUAUGACGAGGCGUCAGCUGAAGGUGACCAAGCAACAACUCGAGACGAUAUCCUCCCGGUUUCAGAGUUUCUUAAAUGGCGAAACGCAGAUAAUGGCCGACGAAGCAUUCCACAACGCUAUAAAGAAUUACUACGACGUAUUUUUAACGUCGGACAGAGUGAUCGAGAUGGUGCAAGGGGGUGCUUGCUCUCAGCUCGAUUUCCGCGAGGUAUUCAAGAAGAACGUCGAGAUGCGUGUUCGACGCCUCCCGGAAAUCGAUGGGUUGAGCAAAGAGACUGUGCUUACGUCCUGGCUGGCCAAAUUCGAUUGUAUCAUGAAAGGUACGGGUGACGAGGAGACCAAGAGGCCCUCCAGGAUGCAACAGCAGUCUUUGAUUUCGGACAUGAUACUGUCCAAGGAGCAGUUGUACGACAUGUUUCAGCAAAUCCUUGGCAUCAAAAAGUUUGAGCACCAGCUUCUGUUCAACGCCCUCCUGUUGGACUCAGCCGACGAACAGGCUGCCGCCAUCAGGAGGGAGCUGGACGGUCGUCUUCAAAGAGUGAACGAGAUGGAAAAGAAUCGCAAGCUCAUGCCCAAGUUCCUGUUAAAAGAGAUGGAGUCGCUCUACAUCGAGGAGCUUAAGUCGUCUAUCAACGUCCUAAUGUCUAAUUUGGAGCUGUUACCAGUUUCUAAGGGUUCGAUAGACAGCAGAUACGGACUGCAGAAGCUGAAGCGCUACAAUCGUCGUGAGCGCUCCCGCUGCCGCGGUCAGGGGUCUCUUUCGAAAUUGGAGAGCGACUCCGCCGAUUCUGAAACACAGUUGACCAAGAUGGACGUAGGCCUGACUUUCCAGUUGGCCGUAGUCGUAAUCGAGGUCAGGGGCUUGAAGAGUUUGCCACCGAACAAAAUUGUUUACUGCACGAUGGAAGUCGAGAGUAACAAGCUGCAGACUGAUCACGCCGAGGCCUCCAAACCUAUGUGGGACACUCAAGGGGAUUUCACGACCAUGCAACCGCUACCAGUGGUCAAAGUUCGACUUUAUACAGAAAACUCCGCCAUACUGGCGCUCGAAGACAAAGAACUGGGCAAGGUUAUCAUAACACCCCCGUUUGCUCCCAAACAACCAGAAUGGUAUCGAAUGACCGUCCCGAAGAACUGUCCCGAUCAGGAUCUUCGAAUAAGGAUCGGUUGUCGAAUGGACAAGCCUUUCAAUAUGAAGCACUGCGGUUACCUUUACGCGAUAGGCAAAUCCGUGUGGAAGAAGUGGAAGAAGAGGUACCACGUGCUGGUGCAGGUCUCGCAAUACACGUUCGCCAUGUGUUCGUACAAAGAGAGACGAAGCGAGCCGUCGGAGAUGAUGCAACUCGACGGAUACACGGUCGACUACAUCGAGCAAGAUUCUGCCAAUAUGAUGGUCGGCGCGAACUUGGACGGUGGAAGGUAUUACUUCAACGCCGUUCGCGAAGGAGACAAUAUAGUGUUCGCCUCGGACGACGAGAACGAGUGUCAGACGUGGGUGAUGGUUAUGUACAGAGCGACCGGACAAUCGCACAAGCCUACGCCACCAGUAUCGGUCGCUGAUAAGAAUUCUACCAUUAGCAAGAUACAGGGCGACGCUGACAGAGCGAAGAAGCACGGCAUGGAGGAUUACAUUAGCGCGGAUCCUUGCAAAUUCGAUCAUCACGCUCUGUUCAAAUUUCUACAAAACUUGAUCCUGGAUUACCGAUUGAACGAUCCGUAUUGCUCCUUGGGCUGGUUCUCGCCAGGCCAGCUGUUCGUUUUGGACGAAUACUGCGCCAGAUACGGCGUGCGCGGAUGCUUUCGUCAUCUGUGUUACCUGAACGAUCUGCUGGACAGAAUCGAUCGAGGAUUCAUGAUAGAUCCGACCCUGGUGCACUACAGUUUCGCCUUUUGCGCUUCCCACGUGUACGGGAACAGGACCGACAGGGUCGUAUCCAUCACCCACGAGGAGAAGGACAAAUUUCAGGACAUCAAGGAAAGACUGAGACAGAUUCUCGAAAAACAAAUUACCAAUUUUAGGUACAGCUUCCCGUUCGGUCGUCCCGAGGGCACGGUGAAGGCUACGCUGUCCCUUCUGGAACGUGUGAUGAUGAAGGAUGGAGUCAGUCCCGUCGACACGGAGGAAGUGAAAGCCCUGAUCAAGAGCUGCCUGGAAACGGCAGCCUUGGUUAAUUACACGAAACUCUCCGCCGAGGCGAAGAUCGAGGACGAUCUGAGUGGCGACGUUUGUGUUCCACCGAACAAGAAGCUCGCUGAUCUCAUACAGCUCGCCGAAAUGUGCGUGGAUCUCCUACAACAGAACGGAGAACAUUAUUCGGAGGUUGUACCGCAGGCGUUCGCCUGGUUUAGCGAUCUUAUGGUGGAGCACGCCGAGAUCUUCUGGUCGUUGUUCGCCGUCGACAUGGACAAAGUGCUCGCGGAACAACCGCCCGAUACCUGGGAUAGUUUCCCUCUCUUCAAAGUGUUGAACGACUACCUCAGGGAAGACGACAAUUUGAAGAACGGUAGGUUUCACCAGCAUCUACGCGACACGUUCGCGCCGUUGGUGGUGUGUUACGUGGACCUGAUGGAGACGUCGAUGGCCCAGUCGAUCCAAAAGGGCUUCGAGAAGGAACGUUGGGAGAUCAAGGGGAACGGAUGCGCCACCUCGGAGGAGCUAUUUUGGAAACUGGACGCCCUUCAAUCGUUCAUCAACGAUCUUCACUGGCCGGACAUGGAGUUUCGUCAACACCUGGAACAAAGGUUGACGUUAAUGGCCAGCGACAUGAUCGAAUUCUGCAUCCAAAAAACGUGCACCGCUUUCCAGUCGUGGCUGAAGAAAGGUGUAACCUUCACCUCGACGGAUUACAUCAUACCAUCGGAAAUGUGCGCGAUGGUAAACGUUAUGUUGGACGCGAAAAACCAAAGCUUCGAACUUUGCACCAUCGAUGGCGUCGACGUGCACCAGUAUCACGCCUCGAUCGACGAUCAGAUAGAGAAAAAGUCGGCCACUAUGACCCAAGGGUUGAUCAAUAAGCUAGUCACGGUUCUGGAAACGACCCUGUCCAAGCUGUCCCGUUACGACGAGGGAUCCCUUAUAGGUUCCAUCCUUAGCCUUACGAAAGUAUCGGGGAGCGGAAAAGAAAUGGGACAGGCCUACGUGAGUUUUACAAGGAACUGUAUGGAUCAGAUUCGCGGCAAGGUGUUGGACGAACUGUGGAUCUUGACGUUCUUCGAGCAAUGGUACACGGCGCAAAUUCAGAUGCUGUGCAAUUGGCUAUCGGAAAGGCUUGAUCACAGUUUACAUCUACACCAAUGUACCUGUCUCGCCCACAUCGUGAAGAAGAUUUAUUCCGACUUCGAGCUGCAGGGUGUCACGGAGGAGAAACUGAACUCGAUGACAUAUCAGACUAUAUCUAAGAGGAUGCAAACGGAAGAAGCGACUUGUGCCUUAACCAUGAGCGCUCAGAACGAAGAGGGGCUUUCGGAGAAUGGUAACGACGACGAGGUGGAGCGGCCAAAAACAAAAGUAACCGUCGUCGAAAACGUGGAUGGGGAAGACGCCACUUACGUGUCCAACAUCAGCAACGUCACCUCGAACGUUGUUGGGAAAGUUGGAAGUAUGUUCGGCAAGGGCAUCGGUGGCCUUUCUACGAAAUUCGGUGGAACCAGUUGGUUCUGAUUAUUAUAAUUACCCUUAUUAUUAUUCUUAUUAUUGUUACUAUUAUUAUGAUUACGAUUAUUAUUCUUAUUAUUAUGAUUACCGUCGUCGUCAUCAUCAUCGUUAACAUUAUGAUUAUUGUCGUCGUCGUCGUCAUCGCCAUUACGAUUUUUAGUAUUCCACCAAUAAUUCUAUAUUCAACUAGUGCGUUCCUUUGUCUACACACAUGUACAUACACACACCGAGAGUGAGUUUCGAUGGCGGGACUGUCCAAAGUACGGUUUGGUCAUUCGUUCGCGCCACGAUUCGUCGAUGGAAGAAUCGUCGUUCGCUACGAUCGAACGAAAGAAUAUAAAUCUUAUCGCUUCGGCACAGACGCGCGUUUUCGUAACUUGUUCUCCGUCAGACCUGUGCGCGUUUCGACAAAAAAAAGAAAUUUCGUUUCGUUGUUCGAUCACGUUCGGCCGUUCGUCCAAGAGAAACGUUGCAUUUCCCUCUUUCGAAUCGGCAGCUGGCGCUGGCAGCUGAAAGGAACGCGGAGACGGGCGAUAUUAUAUUUCCCCUAUUGGAUCGGUUGUUCGGAUACGUAUCAAUUGUUCUCGGUUGCCAAUGCUACCGAUUCUUACACGACGAUCGAAACGAAAACUACCGCAAGCAGGAACACCGUGGUGUCGAAAGUCGCGUACAGAUAGAAGAGCUGAGGCAACCGAAGGUACAAGCUCUCGAAUUUCGGCCGCAUGUUCCUUCCAUCGCCUUGGCACUUCUAGGUCUGUACCAGGCUGAGGACGAUGCAUAUUCUCGGGCGUGUAGUAUCAUUUCUUUCGGUAGAACUUCAUCAUCGACCUCGUUUACAACGAAUAUGAACUAUAGUCGGGACAGAAUCAAAUACCAAAUGUCCUCUCGAGACCGUUAAUCGCGGCAAUCGUAGCUUCUAACUUAUACGUCCUCUUUUGCCUCUCUGUUCGAUGAAACGAAUGCGCAACGUCGGGAGUAUCGUGCAGCCAGAGUUGAGCAAAGUUUUAUUAAUCUUCUAUUUAACAAAUUUUUAAUUUGUAUUAUAUCUUAAAUGUCGCGAAUAUUUCAAUUCGAGUCUAGAGUUUGAGAAAAAUAAAAAGGGAUUUGAAAUGAUCGCGAUAUGUAUCGUUUAUUAUUACUUUGCUUGUUUUACGUACUAAAUAAUGCUGAACUCUGCGAGCAGCCAAUAUCUCGACUAUAGUAAGCGCGCGUGUUUAUCGAAUAAAGUAGCUUAGAUCGCUUAAAAUUAGUAUUUCCAACGAUUCGAUACAAUCGUUGCUGUUGGACGAACAUUCGAGUUCAGCGUUUGUGCCAUAUCAACCGAAACUACGCCUCUAAGGCUUGUUAAGGGCAUUCUACAAGAGCCUUGCUCGUUGAACCUCAUCGUGUCUACGAUAUAUCUAUUACUAUUUACUCCCCUACCCUCUCUACUUGUCUCUACUCGUGUACCUGUUUCAGUCCCUGCCCUACGGCAACCCUUUAUUCCUAUCCGUAUCCAUAUCUGUAUCUUGAAAACGUACGACGUUGUUUACUAAUCGAAUUCGUCGCGUAAUUGCGAGCGUACCUUUUUCUAGACUCCCGCGACGAAGGCUCGUCGGAGAAAAUUACGCCAGUUUCGUCUCGUUUCGUGUCGCUGCUCCGAUAAAUCUUGAUUACAAGAAAUGUAAAGACGCGAUGGGUCCGAUUCGCGACACGAAGCUAAACGUAACGAAACGUAAAGAUGAUCUGAAUUUCAGUUCAAACCAGGGGUAGGAAAACCAACCUCAGCUUGGUCGAGCAGAGUAGAAUUGAUUUUCGUGAAAUAGAAAAAUAUUUUACAAUUAAUAAAAUACAAAUUGAUUAGCAAAGUUAAUGAAAGUUGAACAUAUCCUUUCAUCGAAGACGAGGAAACUUCAUUUAAUAAUGGCGAAUAUCCGUGAAUCGAGGACUCGGGACUCGACCUAUGUUUUCCUUUGCGUUUUGUCCAAGGACCAAACAAGAAAAAGGACGACCACGCCAACCACGAUACACUCGAUAUAAGACCGAUCGACUCUUUAACAUUGAAAAUAACGAUGUAAUUUAUAAGCUGACCCAUAACUGACAAAGUCCGCGGAAGGACCGCAGGUUCCCCCAUCCCUGGUUCGAUCUAUCGAUCGAGCGAGAGCGUCAGAUUUCUUGUCUACCUCAGAUUCCCUAACGAGUAAUUUCGUUGCUACAGAAAGCUUUUGCUAACGCGGGGAGAAAAAUAGCGAAACGUCUCGAACCGCUGAACGAACGAACGAACAAACGAAACGCCAAAAAAAAAAAAAUAAAAAAAGUGUAAAAAGAUCUCGGCCCGUCUUCCGAUCGACGCGUGUUUUGACAUUUUACUAGGCACGAAACAGAUACGCAUUUUAUCGUCUUGUUCUUGUUCGGCGCGCGAGGCGGCACGUGCUUGUCGUUUCUAAAGGUUAAUAAAGACGCGCAACAUUUGCGCGAAUAUUCUUUCGUUAGUAAGGUGAGAGGAGAUGCGUGCUGCAUUCGGAAACAGUUACCAGUAGCAGUUUGUUUGUACAUAACUUUAGUAAGAAAAAAAAAAAAAAAAAUGGUACGAGGAGGAGAUUUUUAUAUCGUGUAUAUUAGCACGUUGAAACGAGUCCCGUCUCGUAAUGUGUCCAAUUGUAUGUACGAUGCGCGAUACGACGUGUCAACGAGCAGUCGCAAACACUCUUCUGUUCGACUUGUGGACAAAAAAUUUCUUAGUUUAUCCUCGACAGAAAUUCUUUGCGCGUGCACGCGCGUAUAAUUAAACGGAUAUAAAUAGCGGAAGUUACGAUUCGUUCUUUCAUAUCAGAGAUGCCUUCCGUGUUUCCGUGAAAGGAUACACGUAGAACGUUGAACGAGCGAGAGCGAGGCGUGCGCCAGGCGCAAUAGCAAUACGAGGGUAUCGAUGGUUCGACGACGGGAUGGUGUAGCUACGAGCAACUUUGAAAAUUUGCGAAAAGAAAUGUGCAUUGCAAUGAAACUCAACGGACGUCAUGUGGCUUUGUUGAUCGAUGAAUCAAUUAAAUACAAUAAAGAUUAAGCAGCGUAGUUUAAAGUGAAUCAAGUUCACUCGAGAAUUUUCAAGAAAAUGUGAAUAUAUAAACAAUCAGGAAAUGUUACUUUUUUCCUCGAAAGGUAAAAUAAAAUUCGCGCGACAGAGGAUUGGCUACGCCCUCUCGACGCUGGACCACCGAUACGAUGCUUCCUGUUCGAUGGAAUUCGAAAACAUUAACGGAAACAUAAAAAAAAAAAAAAAAAAAAAAAGACGAAAAAGAACGGUCCUGUUCGCCUUUUUAUGGUUCUGUAGGCAGAUUAAUUUUGGACAAGCCUUAGUGAAGAACCAUCCGCGACGGUGUCGAAUUUGAUUUUCCCUGGAAUGUUUUGCUUCCCCUUCGUUCCGAUCGUUCGUCACAGCGAUCAACGUCCUUGAAGCAAAAGCCGCAAGGGAUUAAAUCGAGGCCUUGAAGAGUAACUUUAUAAUUUUAGUCGCGGACUGAACGUAUUUCGACGAUCAACGCUAAUCGAGAAGGGCAUUUUUUGAACCCGGACAUGCUAGACGAUGAAAGAAAGAAAGAAAAGAAAAAAAAGAAAAAGAAAAAAAAAAGAAAAACAACGUACAACGUAGUUGAACGUUAUCAAAACUAAAGUUAAAUCGUUGUAGCGCACUCGCAGGAGAUGUUAACGGUACUACAGUUAUUAUAAGUAUUAUUAUUCUUACUAUUGAUAAUUCUCUUGUAAUCUAUGAUUAAUUAGACUAGAACGAUUAAGGAAGGAUCUCUUUUUGCUCCGGCGAUAGUACUCCUGUACAAACUACACUUUACGCUACCUACCCCCUCGCCCUCCACCCUUUCUCUCGUCCCAAUUCCAAUUGGUCACCUUUCGUCGUCCCCUUAACGUUUCAAUCCACUUUUACCUGUUCUCCUUCUCGUUCGACACUUUUCCGAUAGCCGCACGCAGAUACACGCACGCACACGAUAAAAACACAGCGUUGGGCAAGGUGCAGACCGCGACUAUGAUCGAUGAACGAUCGAUAAUCAGGAUUAUCUCUGAAGAAAAAAAAAAAAAAAAAUGACAAACGAGCCACUUACAAUAACAGAUUAAAAAUGUAGUUUUUAAUCCGACGAUUGCGAGUGACGAUCGCUAAAGCAAUCGCUGCCCAACUCUGACACGCAUACACACGAACGCUCUGAUGCAGACGCAGAUAGAGAUUCAGAUACAGAUACAGAUACGAGACAGAAGCAAAUACCUUAGAGGCACACAGCCCACACUUUGGGGCCCUCUCUUCGUUCCCUUAGAUCACUCGGCCUCCAUUGCGUUACCGUAACUUUAGUUGACGAUCAAAAAGAGGGUCGUUUACCCUAGCCAGUGUUCUAUUCGAUUAAAAUUCUAUGCAAUUGUUGUUCUCUCGUUAAUAAAAUGUCCGACAAAGAAGAAA
This is a messenger RNA of Hylaeus volcanicus, 8916 nucleotides long. It is a transcript of the gene Cadps, whose product is annotated as calcium-dependent secretion activator. The record is from RefSeq and is a predicted model, not a curated record. The transcript is spliced from 15 exons. Lineage: Eukaryota; Metazoa; Arthropoda; Insecta; Hymenoptera; Colletidae. Gene Ontology annotation, biological process: dense core granule exocytosis; synaptic vesicle exocytosis. The coding region runs from base 303 to 4484 and encodes 1393 amino acids.